UGGUGAACGUGUUCAUUAAUAUUGUGCUCACCAGCAUCUCAACGUUCCCUCACGCCUCGUUAUUGGUUUUUGGGCAAUCUCAGGAUGGCGACCGAGGAGAUCAGGCCAGUUUCAUUGAUCGACGACAUACCACUUCUGCAACUUGCGGAGUGGACACGAGCGAGACUUGCUAGAGAAGUGGGCACAAUGAGUCGAUCUCUAUUAGCGCAAGUUACAUCGUCGUACAAGCUGGUUUACAUGGAGGCACAGUCCGCGAUGGACACGACCUACGAGUUGCCUCCUGAAGUCCUUGGGCUUAUAUUCCGAUAUGUCCCUGGAUCCCCGCUUGACGACUACAAAGACGAUCCAGACGAUCACGCUCUCUGUUACAGGGACCAUCUCAUCCGAUCGAGCGACGUGGUGCCCCUGAUGCGCGUCUGUCGGCGUUGGAGAGCAGUAGCGAUCAAUAUGGCAGAGCUGUGGACCACCAUCGACGACAGGAAGCAAGUACUAUACGACGAUCACGUCGCACGGGCCAAGAUAUUACCGCUGAAGCUAUUUAUUCAUUCCAAGCCACGUUCGGGCUGCCGACAAUGGCUGCGCAUGCAUGCACCCACCAUUCAGGAAUUUCACUAUAUCCGUGCCGCCCAAGACGAUCGCUAUGCUAUCUUGCGGGUAUAUCUACCCAAUAUUCGCGCAGCCACCUUGGUGGUGAACAGCGUGAACAUGUACGACAACGAGUUUGAACUGUUCGGAGGGACGACGUCCUUGCGGGAGCUGUGCUUGCGAAGACUCAGUUGGUUGCCCACGAAUCAUCUUCCCCAUCUUACCCGACUCUUUCUAGCACAGUGGCGGGGGACUUGCGACAUCGCGCAACUCAUGUCCUUUCUGGCGAGAUGUCCGAACCUCGUCGACAUCACGCUUUCGCGACCAUUCCUUGGUCGAAUAGUUACAGCCUCCGAGGACACAAUCGCAGAAUUGCCCCAGCUUCGGCGCUUGACAAUGCGAGACCUCCCGCCAGACGAGAUCGCAGCAUGUUUGCUGCAUAUCCGCGCGCGUCCCGACACUGCACUAUGCAUCCGUACAACGACCGACCCGCUGACUGCCCAAGAUGUCAGCAGCAUAUCUCGAUUUCGCACCAUCGCUUCGUGCACUAUGCUCCAUAUCCUCAGUACGGGGGAAGGCGUUUUCUCAUUGACUGCUCUAGGGCAGGCAUCUGGGGUGUAUAUCGAGCAGGUCCAUAUUCCGGAGGAAGAAUGGGAGGAGGCCCUGGCGCAGAUCAGCUUCCUGCCCCAGAUUGAGGAGUUAUGGCUGGUGGAAAAGGGAUGUUCGCCGCUGCCACACACGGUGGUUCACAAGAUUCUCCGUCGCAUGGGAGCUUUCAAGUUACGGACGCUAGUAACCACAGGCGAAGGCCUUCGCGAAGUGAGCGCUGCUUUAGUCGCGUGCUUGGGCGAUAAUCGGCAAGCUAUACAAGACAUCCACGUCUUUAUCAACAGACAGUCAGAGAACACUGACGACCCGUUCGCGCAAAGCGCGAUGCGGCAGAGAUUCAUUGUCAACAACAAUAUCAUGGCCACUGCGACAGACUUAGCGGGGGUCUCGGAAAUUGUCCGUUCCAAGACAAGUGAGAGGAAUCCAUGUAUGAAGCUGCCCGUUGUGUGUGCAACGCAGUCCGAGCUUUGGCCGGCCUGGCAUACCUUUCUGACCUUGCUAUGACGGUGCGUGUUGACCAUUUGAAAACGUAAUUUAAGGCUCAAUGUUGAGACUA
This is a messenger RNA of Fomitopsis serialis, 1750 nucleotides long. RefSeq lists its product as uncharacterized. Gene Ontology annotation, molecular function: protein binding. The coding region runs from base 85 to 1698 and encodes 537 amino acids. Lineage: Eukaryota; Fungi; Basidiomycota; Agaricomycetes; Polyporales; Fomitopsidaceae. The transcript is spliced from 3 exons. The record is from RefSeq and is a predicted model, not a curated record.